GACAGCGACUCCCUGGGAGCUGCUGCGCUUCGCUCAACAGCGAACCAGGAAAUGCGCAAACCUCUUUAUGUCGGAACACCAGCUGGGCUUCCUGGGAGACACAUCCGCCAUGGGAAACAGGCUGUGCUGUGGGGGAAACUGGAGCUGCCCAUCAACUUUCCAGAAGAAAAAUAAAACAGGGAGCCAAGCAAGACCCACAUUGAGCAUACUGAAGCAGCCACAGCAGCAGCUGUGUCAGAACAGCACAAAGGACUGUGGAACAACAGGACCAAUGUACGAGCAAGUGUUACACCGGCCUGUACCUCAAAAGAAAAGUUCAGACUCCGCAUCGGAGGAGAGCCACUUGCAUUAUGCGGACAUUCAUGUGCUCAGCCAGAUGCAGCCGUAUUCUAGCAAGCAGGUGAAACACCGGCAUGUAGACACCGCUACAGAGUACGCCACUCUCCGCUUCCCUCAGACCACACCUCGGUACGACAGCAACCAUGGAACCCUGGUGUGAGCCCUUGGAAGGAAGUACUGGUUUCCACAAUUUUACAGUUCUGUGGGGGACAGUCUACUGCUUUUCGAGAACAGGGGUGUUGGCAGUUUUUCAAUCUCAAAGGACACCAGAACAUCGGUGAAUCUUUUGGUUUGCCACUGUUAUUGUAGAGUUGUGGUAAGGCUAGGCAGGAUGAGUGCCAAAAAAAAAAAAAUAUGUAAGUGUGUAAAACAGUCGUCCUUUGACCACUAACAUUAUUUGAACUCUCAAAUUCAACAAGAACCCUGUAUGUACUUUGGCUGUUUCUGGUAGGAAUUAUUUAACGAUAUUUGGGUUUUUUGUUCAUUCGCUGUGCCGCUGAGGAUGGACUUGAAAUUCUGAUCAAUUCCACUCUCUCACCCACUGUGCUGGGACUACAGACACGUGACCACUAUGCUCAGCUAUUCACAUCCCCUUUACACACCUUUACUCCAAAAUCGCAGAGGAAGCGCUCUGGGGGAGCUCUCUGAGCCUUCGCACACAGCCCCGGGGACUGCAGAGGACAAUCAACCUUCAACCUUGUAGCUGGAUCAAGGGCUCCAGACCUUAGCACAGAGAUGGGAACCGGGACUGAUUCUAAAGUCUUCUCCAACCACGGUCCACAAGGACUUCAAAUUGCGCACACUAAAAGCCAGGAGAAGACAGCCUGGAGAAACUUUACCUGCAGGACUGUUAGCGCUCGUCUAAGGAACCGUUAGGAUCAAUAAAUAAAUAGUAU
This is a messenger RNA of Microtus ochrogaster (prairie vole), 1235 nucleotides long. RefSeq names its product chromosome 4 C11orf52 homolog (gene C4H11orf52). Lineage: Eukaryota; Metazoa; Chordata; Mammalia; Rodentia; Cricetidae. The record is from RefSeq and is a predicted model, not a curated record. Gene Ontology annotation, cellular component: extracellular exosome.